This is a messenger RNA of Lethenteron reissneri (Far Eastern brook lamprey), 2572 nucleotides long. RefSeq names its product alanine--glyoxylate aminotransferase 2 (gene AGXT2). Gene Ontology annotation, cellular component: mitochondrion. Gene Ontology annotation, biological process: glyoxylate catabolic process. Lineage: Eukaryota; Metazoa; Chordata; Hyperoartia; Petromyzontiformes; Petromyzontidae. Gene Ontology annotation, molecular function: pyridoxal phosphate binding; L-alanine:glyoxylate transaminase activity. The record is from RefSeq and is a predicted model, not a curated record.
UCUCCUCCUCCUUCCCCUCAUCCCAUGGACGGGGUCCGCGCGAGGGGAUCGCCAUUCGCGCGGUCCGCGCCGUGAGGAGAGGAGGCAGAGGCCAUGAUGCGGGCAGUGGCGCGGGGGCUGGCGCGGGCGGGAGGGGGGGGUCGGCAGGUGCGUGCCCUGCAUGGUCUGGCCAGUGCAAGCAGCCCGGCCGAGCCGCCCACCCUGCCACCCUGCAGCUUCGAGCCUCAGCCCUACGAGUCUAUGAGCUAUGAGCGGAUGUGCGCCGUGCGGAGCGCCCACCUCAACCCAGCGCUGGUGUCGUACUUCUCGCGGCCGCUGCUGCUGCACCAGGGGCACAUGCAGUGGCUCUGGGACGAGCACGGGCGCCGCUACCUCGACUUCUUUGCUGGCAUCGUCACAGUCAGCGUGGGGCACUGCCACCCGACAGUGACGCGCGCCGCAAAGGCCCAACUGUCCCGGCUGUGGCACUCCACCAACAUCUACCUGCACCCGCCCGUACACGAGUACGCGGAGAAGCUCGCCGCCCUGCUGCCGGAGCCACUCAAGGUUAUAUACUUCACCAACAGUGGCUCAGAAGCCAACGACCUGGCCAUGUUCAUGGCGCGCGCCUACACCGGCAACUUCGACAUCCUUUCAUUCCGCGGGGGCUAUCACGGUGCCAGUCCUUACACCAUGGGCCUCACCAACGUUGGCUCCUACAAGUACAGCGUCCCCAACGGCUUUGGCUGCCACGCCGUGAUGUGCCCGGACGUGUACCGGGGGCUGUGGGGUGGCGCUCACUGCCGCGACUCCCCCGUGCAGACGACGCGGCCUUGCGCCUGCGCUCAGGGCUCGUGCCAAGCCCAGGAUAAUUACCUGGAGCAGCUGGCGGAGGUGUUUGCCACGUCUGUGCCCAAGAAGGUGGCGGGUUUCUUCGCCGAAUCAAUCCAGGGCGUGGGUGGUUCCGUUCAGUACCCGCGUGGAUACCUGGCCGAGGCGUACCGAAUGGUGCGUGCACGGGGCGGCCUGUGCAUCGCCGACGAGGUCCAGACGGGCUUUGGGCGUCUCGGGAGCCACAUGUGGGGCUUUGAGUCUCAUGGUGUGGUGCCCGACAUCGUCACCAUGGCCAAGGGAAUCGGCAACGGCUUCCCUCUCGCCGCCGUCGUCACCAGCGCCGAGGUGGCGAGCGUCAUGAGCCAAGCGCUUCACUUCAACACAUUCGGCGGGAGUCCCCUCGCCUGUGCCGUGGGCUCCGCCGUGCUCGAUGUCAUCGAGGAGGACGGGACUCAGGCUGUGUGCUUUGAGGCCGGGGGGCGGCUCCUGGCUGGGCUGGCUCAAUUCCGUGACGAGUUCGAGGUGGUUGGGGACGUGCGCGGCAAGGGGCUCAUGAUUGGUGUUGAACUUGUCACCGACAAGGCCAGCAGGACGCCGCUUCCGGCGGCGCAGAUUAACGAGAUCUGGGAGGACUGCAGGGAAAUGUCGCUCCUCAUCGGAAAGGGCGGCGUCUACGGACAGGUGUUCCGCAUCAAGCCACCCAUGUGCAUCACCACCGCCGACGUGGAUUUUGCGCUCGCCGUGAUGCACAGGGCCCUGAGCAACCACCGCGAGCGCCACGCCGCCUAGACCUGGUCAUGCCACCGCACAGCCGCCCCAACCGCACGGCCACUCGACACAACUACACCAGCCUACUAUGCAACACCGCCACCACUUUGCCACACCAUGUAGUCAAACCACCUAACUGCACUACACAGCCACACAAUGCUACCACCACCGCCACUUAGUCACACUCUGCAACCAUCCUACAUGGCCACCACCACCAUGUGGCUACACCAAGUGACUACCUAACUAACCCACCCCACCCCAAACCGACCUUGUUGUUUUUAAAGGCCGACCAUGACCGCAGGCCAGCAACAAGCAGGUUUGAAUUCCAGAUGUGAACGAAAGCAAACUGGUCUUGAGGCCAGGCUAUGGAGACUUCAGCUAUGGGGAUGACAGCACUGACGAUAGUACAGCAGCUAAGAACAUGCGUCUCGAUUUGAGAAAGGUUAUAGCAACUUGAGAAACAAGAGGAUGGGGGAGGGAGGUCCAAGGUGGAGGAGCAGUGCGGGGGCAAGAAGUAAGAGAGAAACGUGAACCAACGUGGUUGAGCACGGCAGGGAUAAAACGGGUCCUUAGCAUGGGCAGAGGUGUAAUGGCUGCAUUUUCAUGGGAACAAUGACAGUGAAAUUUGUGAAUAAAAGAGAGAAAGGGGAGGGGAGGCCACUAAACAGCGUGAGAGUGAGCACAGGGUCGUCAAUCAUGCGAACCGCUUCACGUUGCUUGUGUGACGCCGAGUUGGGCGCUCCUGUUCAACAGGAACUCAACUACGCCUGUCAGCCACGCCACACCACCUCGCCAGCACAACGAGCCAAGCCCAAUCAACACUACUUAAAUCCACACCAUUCGAUCCAUCAGCCUUACUCACACCACCUCACCUGACCCAUACCACCUCACUUUGCCGACACUAGCCGAUUCUCACUGCUCCGAUCCCCCAAUGACAGCCACAAAACAGUGAUUCGUAAAAAAAUAAAUGAAAAUAAACGACCUCCCACUA